AUGUUCAAGGCCGGCGGCAAGGGACAGGAGGAUGCGGAGAAAUGGGAAAACCUGGAAAGGCAGAUGGUCGCCCGGUAUAACGAUUCCAGCCGUGAUCUCGCUCUCCUGGAAGAUAAUUCUCUGGCAGAGGAAGACGUCGAAUAUGACGAGUUGCAGUUCAUGGUGCCGUCGAUUGGUGCAUCACUCGCCCUACACUCCGCCGUCUCUCAUCUUACGCACUUCUGCGCCAUCAUCCCCAACUCUGCCUACGUCGACGAUUACCCUCUCUACGACCUCGAUCCACCCGAACUCCCGGAAAGCUGGCACGCUUUCGACUCAGAACUUAAAGGCAAACCCCCCAACGCUGGUGUCACGGUUGCGAAGGCGACUACGCUGAAAGACAAGUUCGCGAACCUUGGUGCUCGGAUGUUGCUGCUGCAUGCAACCCCAUGGACCGCCGCCGAGACCAUCAUCACCACCGCCGAAAUUGCUCAGGUCGACACCAUCUCCUCCAACGGCGACACGCACGUCGGCAAUUUCAUUGCACGAGCCAUAGAGAAGGUCGGUAAAGAGGGUGUCAAAGGUUGA
Cyclocybe aegerita is the source of this 567-nucleotide messenger RNA. The record is from the annotation of a GenBank genome assembly. Lineage: Eukaryota; Fungi; Basidiomycota; Agaricomycetes; Agaricales; Hemipholiotaceae.